AUGGCUCCGUAUCCGAUAUCGUAUGCCGCCCGCCCGCGACUCCCGGGUCCGACGUUCCAUCCCCUAACUCCCGGGUUGUCUCCGCUCUCGGAUAACUUCCUUGAGCUAGCAGGAAGAAGAAGACCAGUCAUCCAACAAACCGAAGUGCCCAGUGAGUGGGCUCCGAGCGCACCAGAGGAGUUUGAGCUCCCCAGGUGGCAGCCGGAUGCUGAAGCCACCUCCUGUCCCAUCUGCCGGGCGCAGUUCAGUUUCUUUAUUCGCAAGCACCACUGCAGGAAAUGUGGUCGAGUGGUGUGCGCUUCCUGCUCUCCUCACAGAAUAACCAUACCCCAUCGGUACAUUGUACGACCGCAGAGGUCUGAUGGUCCGCUGACAACUGUCGCGAUGCUCGACGGCAUCAGGCCGGGUUCCGCCGUAUUGGAUGGUCGACCGGGCGGCAGACGCGUUCGCAUCUGCAACCCAUGCGUUCCAGAUCCCAACACGGCGCCGCCUCCACCAAGCCCUUUGCCGCCAACCGGAGGAAAUGCGUCACCGUCGCAUCACAGGUCUCGCAGCACUCUGGGUGGAUCGCAAGACGGCGUACACCCGUCGAAUAGAUACGGAACUGUGCUUGACACAGAUGAUGGUCGCGACCCCUUGCAGGUCUUCGCUAGAAUUAGAAGUAUAUCAAUGCGCGGCCUUCCCCCUGCCUCAACCUCCUCAGGCGCCCCCGCCAAUCCGAUGAGCGCCCCCAACACUGAGGACCGUGGCAGGGAGCAUCAGUUUGUCCGGCCCCUUCACCCGUACAUCGCACCAUCGACCUUCCGAGGUAGACAUAGUUACGGAUUUGAAAACCUCGCGUCAUCCUCUAGACAGCGGGCUCUGCCGCCUCCACCUCAGAUUCCCGAGGAGGACGAAUGCCCAGUUUGCCAUGGAGAGCUCCCGGCCAGGACCUUGCCGCGUUUCGAGAGGCUCCGGGAAGCUCAUAUCAAUGCUUGCAUACAGGUUUCCAUCACCUCGCGCAUGCCUUACGGGGAAGAGAUGCCUCGCAGAACAGGCAUGUACGUGUACACGGCGACCGAGAAGGAUUGCGUCGACGACGCAGAGUGUACAAUAUGCCUCGAAGAGUUCGCCGUCGGGGUUUCCAUGGCCAGGUUGGAGUGCCUGUGCAGAUUCCACCGCGCUUGCAUUUCGGCCUGGUUUGAGACCCGCCCAGGUCGAUGUCCCGUGCAUCAGCAUGACGGGAGUGGAUUCUAG
Ustilaginoidea virens is the source of this 1236-nucleotide messenger RNA. RefSeq lists its product as uncharacterized. The record is from RefSeq and is a predicted model, not a curated record. The coding region runs from base 1 to 1236 and encodes 411 amino acids. NCBI's taxonomy places the organism in Eukaryota, Fungi, Ascomycota, Sordariomycetes, Hypocreales, Clavicipitaceae. Gene Ontology annotation, molecular function: metal ion binding. The transcript is spliced from 3 exons.